GAGUUAGUUUUCCAGCGCGUGGUUGGCGUUGUAUCGACGCAGGCUGGAUACACUGGAGGAAAAACAGAAAACCCUAAGUACGCAGACGUGUGCUCUGAAAAGACGGGACAUGCAGAGGCAGUUCGAGUCAAGUAUGAUCCCAAGCGAGUUAGCUCUGUCCCGGCCUGUCGAUGUUCCUGUAAAGCAAUGGUUUUUCAGCUGAACAGGCAGGGUAGUGACUUUGGAACACAAUACCGGUUGAACGGAAUCUAUUAUCAUGAUCUUGUCCAGAAAAAGCAAGCUGAAACAGUAUCUUACAUGAUGGUAUGCUCCAUGGGCUGA
Molecule: messenger RNA, 321 nt
Organism: Guillardia theta CCMP2712
Lineage: Eukaryota; Cryptophyceae; Pyrenomonadales; Geminigeraceae
Exons: 5
Biological process (GO): cellular response to oxidative stress
Cellular component (GO): cytoplasm
Molecular function (GO): peptide-methionine (S)-S-oxide reductase activity
Source: RefSeq, a predicted model, not a curated record